This is a messenger RNA of Penicillium taxi, 2478 nucleotides long. Its product is annotated as ATP dependent DNA ligase. The record is from RefSeq and is a predicted model, not a curated record. The coding region runs from base 1 to 2478 and encodes 825 amino acids. Gene Ontology annotation, biological process: protein dephosphorylation. The transcript has 3 exons. Gene Ontology annotation, molecular function: protein tyrosine phosphatase activity. NCBI's taxonomy places the organism in Eukaryota, Fungi, Ascomycota, Eurotiomycetes, Eurotiales, Aspergillaceae.
AUGCCUUCAUUGCUUCACAUCCGCACCUUUUCCAGCGGCUACACAGCGUUAUUUGGCGACGCCAUCGACUCUAUUGUCCAGUCUUUCGCACCGAACGCGCCGCCACCGAAACACGCGUACCAUGUAACUCUCAUGACCAAAGAAGAAUCAAGAGAGCUCUCUGACCGUGGUGCUACAUCGCCAUUCACCGAGAACUCUACGGUUGAGGACCUCGUCCCUAUCGGAUGUGGGAGUAAUUGUGAGGGAACCUUCAUUGUCGUCCUUAUCAACUCUGCAGCAAAAGCUCGCAAAACCGCAGCACUGCCAAUAAGGGACUUUCACAUAACCCUCAUCACUUCAGACCAUGUCUCUCCAGACCCACUCGACAAGGGCCUUGCUACUCUGGUAUCAGAUCCCCUCGCCCAUGGAAAUAACCUGUCCCCAAGCCUCCUCGAUGCUCUUUAUAUCCACCACAAGAUUCGAAAUGAAUGUUUCGAAGCUGAAAAGGUGGCAGGACGUAUCGUCGCCGCUGACGUUGAAUCAUUCAAGUCAUUUGGAAGGCUGGGAGAGAUGAGCCUCUGUCUCCACCGACACAAUCUUGCAAUGCUGGCGUUCGGACAAGUUUACGAUCUCACCACCUCCCCAGAUGUCCAACGCUACUCAUUAGCCAAGAUCGUUGAAUGUUCAGCAUUUACUGAAUGGGGAAGUACUAUGACAGCAGAUGAGUUGGAUGAGUUCAACAACACGAUGGAAAGCUUGGAAGUAAGAAAGGCUCUACUGAGACCUUGGAGCGAUGAAUUGAAGACGGCAGUGGUGGCGGAGACGGAGGGAGAGAACUACGUUCCUCCGAUGUUGCAGAUCGAGUCGCGGACGAGGGUUUAUAGAUGGAUAAUUCCAUUCCGACUGGCAGUUUCAGCGGAACCUCGGGAUGAGUCUGACAUCGACAUCCUCGCCUCCCCGGCUCUCGGGAUUCGACAUAUCCUUACUUUAACGGAAGAACGAAAACUCCAGUCGUCUUGGUUCCAGCGUAGAUCAAUAUCCAAUACCUUCCUCCCAGUAAAGGACAUGUCACCACCUUCGAUCGAACAAUUUGAGGCAUUUUUGAGCUUAGCCAACAACUCACAGGCUAGUCCACUUCUAGUACACUGCGCCGGUGGCAAGGGUCGAGCUGGAUCGAUGAUUUGUGCCUACCUUGCAUGCUACGGCUUCGCCAGAUCCACCCACCGUCAGCCUUGGUAUUACCCAGCCAUGGGUUGGAGACAAGCUCUCGAAAUUUUACGAAAUAUCCGGCCCGGUUCAGUCGAAACAGAGGCCCAAGAACAGCGAAUCAAGACAUUCAUGGCUCACGUCGCAAAGCGUGGAUCGGUACUUCCUCCGACUAUGGAAGAACCUACAACCCCAGAUCCAGUCAUCGAGGGCACAAUCAGCAAGUCUACAAACCUCAUUGUUUUAGUCGGUCUUCCAGGGUCCGGGAAGUCUUCUUUUCGUAACGCGCUCGUCGCCCGAGAUCCAUCAUGGAGAUACAUCUCAGGAGACGAAGAUGGAGGAAGCAACGCUCUCAUCACCGCCGUGUCAAAUCAUUGCCACGGGAAACUGAUAGUGGACCGAGUCAAUCCGACUACAGAGAGUCGUAAAUACCUCCUCGAGUUGACACAUCACGCUAACGCCCCCAUCUGCGUAUAUUUUGACGUUCCGGCGACACUUUGCCUCGAGCGAGCUCAGAAGAGAACCGAUCAUCCAACGUUACCACCAGGCGGCAGAGUCAAAGCGGCCAUUAAACAAUUUGAAGCGACAUUGGAGAAGCCGGAACGAAAGGAAGGAUUCGACGCCGUUGUCACCAUCACGUCGAUCCCAUCCAGUAUUGCCCUCGUCCACCAACUCGCCGCACCAAUAACCCUGUUCAAGUUCCCAAGAACUGCACAUUUGAUAAACGUUGGUGCUGCUACAGAGGACGACUUGACUCGACCUUUGGCUGUCUUCAAUGUUCGUCAGGGGUCUCAGGUCAUUGUAACGGAAAAGGUUGAUGGCGCGAAUGUCGCGUUAUCUCUUGAUUCAUCACGGAGGAUACUGACACAAAAUCGGUCUCACUAUGUUAACUCUGGGACACAUAUCCAGUUUAAGAAGCUGGGACUUUGGGUUGAUAACCAUCGUGAAGAGCUAGAUAGUUUACUGGGAGCAGAUGAGACGUUCAUUGAGCGGUUUGUUCUGUUCGGAGAAUGGAUGGCAGCGGUACACAGUGUACAUUACUCUCAUCUCCCCGACCUCUUCAUCGCCUUCGACUUGUAUGAUCGAGUGGCUCAGAAAUUUGUCUCACGGAAAGAGCUCGAGUGGCGCCUCAAGGGGACCAAGAUCCCUUUGACACCCGUAAUUCAUGAGGGUGAUAUAUUAUCUGAAGAGGAGAUGCUUCGUCUCAUUCAAACCCAAUCAAGCUUCGCCGAUGGCCGUCUAGAGGGGAUCUACGUUAAGAUCGAGGAUGAGAAUUGGGUCUUGGACCGGUGA